Messenger RNA from Sparassis crispa, 1035 nucleotides. RefSeq lists its product as hypothetical. NCBI's taxonomy places the organism in Eukaryota, Fungi, Basidiomycota, Agaricomycetes, Polyporales, Sparassidaceae. The record is from RefSeq and is a predicted model, not a curated record. The coding region runs from base 1 to 1035 and encodes 344 amino acids. The transcript has 7 exons.
AUGGCCAGUUUGCUUAUUUCGUAUCGUUAUUUCACAUUCGUUCUUUACAUCGUCUGCGCGGUCAUCAUCCUCGGCGUGUCGGCAUGGAGUCUGAAUCUUGCGCAAGCGGCCUUGCAAACGGCUGUGGUCCAGGUGGACAUAUACCUUAUUUGUGUGAAUGCCCCAGGGGUCUUGAUCAUAUUUCCAAUACUGUUCCUUGACAUAUUCCGUCGAAAUGCUUUGACCAGUCGAAUAUGGUUUGAGUGUAUCUGGGUUGCCAUUUCCUCACUGCUUUUACUGGCUGGUGCUGUUGCUGUUUCAGCUACGACGUCAACUGUUGUUUGUCACUCCCUACCGCUGACUCCCUCAUUGGAUCUCUGUACCUCCUUGAGAGUACUGGUCGCAUUCACAUGGAUUGGUGCCGUAAAUUUCCUCGCCUAUUUCUGCGUCUUCGCGAAUGCUGUCGUUCGGCAUCACCAAGACGAUCCGGACAUCUGGCAGGCCAGUAUACCGGAUUAUCCAUGGUUUAUUGUCCGUGCGUCACUGGGAAGUGCACCAGUUUCUCCCAGUAAGGCCGAGGGUAAGGUCGACAGAAAGUCCUUCAAGCUUCGACCAGAUCCGAUCCUUCAGACGGAGUUUUCGAAGCGGAUGGUAACAAGACCACAGUAUGACGUGGAGAAACAGCUACCUCGGUCUGCACCUUCUCCGAUAGGUCCAUCUCCAAUGCGCCUGCAGCAGCAACUUCCCCGCACCGCUGCCAUGUUGUCGUUUGUACCUCUGAGUGCCAGAGGCAAGCCGCCAGCUCCUCCCCCACCUACCUCACCGUCCGUGCCUGCGAUUCAGGUAGUAGCACCGUCACCUUCCCAGGUGCCUACAGCGAGCGCCGCUACUGUCGCUGCUGCACCUCAACCCUCCACUCCCUUGUCCGCUUCUCGAAACAGGCUUCUCCGCAAAGGGAAGCGCAGUCUACACCUGCAUAGACCGCCGCCCUUGGACCUCACUCUCGCGACAUCGUAUCAGCCUACUUUCCAGCAGCCGCAGCAAUCUGCAGGAUGA